AUGCCCAAUUCAAAAAGUUCAUCUACACCUACAUUUUCCGCACCUUUACCAUCAAAUGUGUCCUCCCUAUUGUAUUGUGGUAGCAUGGGGGCUAUAAAUCUGAACAUGUCCACUAUGGCAGCAGUAAAUUAUUGGGCGUGUGGUACAGGAUAUGAAUCGGCAUUAUUAACAUCGACUAAGAAGGCUCCAGAGACCACAUUCUCAGCUAACAUGCCAACUUCUUCGAAUAGUAUUUUGGAUUGUGGCUAUUCUUCCGUUAUUAACCUAACCGAGAAUAACAGGUCGGCUGUAGAUUAUUGGAAUUGUGGCAGAACAUAUGCUAGAGAUUAUGCUUUGUCUGAUGCUCUCUCACUAAAGCCAACCAAUGUGUUACAGUACUUUAUAUUUGCACUAUUUAUCGCCUGUAUUAUUCUAUGA
Messenger RNA from Saccharomyces mikatae IFO 1815, 417 nucleotides. RefSeq lists its product as uncharacterized. The transcript has a single exon. The record is from RefSeq and is a predicted model, not a curated record. The coding region runs from base 1 to 417 and encodes 138 amino acids. NCBI's taxonomy places the organism in Eukaryota, Fungi, Ascomycota, Saccharomycetes, Saccharomycetales, Saccharomycetaceae.